ACACCUCCACUUCCAUUUAAACCUGUGUGUGUCCUAUGUGGGCUCCGAGUUGUCAGCAAUUCGCUGCCACUAGAACCUUCUCCUCACCCUCAUCCUGAUGGGCAUGAGACAGGGUUUUGGCUGUUGAUCUCCAAGCCCUGUUAACUAAACCCCUCUCAGUUAACUAAAACCAAUUCACUCCUGUAUUCUGCCCUUCCAGCCUCCUUGUUUCCUCACUUCUUUCUUUUCCCUGGAGUGGCCGACAAUGCCCACCAUGGUCAACGUGGACGCCCUUCCGGAAUAUGAGAAGAGUCAGAUCAAGAGAGCCCUGGAGCUGGGCACAGUGAUGACCGUCUUCAGCUUCCGCAAGUCCACCCCGGAGCGGAGGACCGUCCAGGUGAUCAUGGAGACGCGGCAGGUGGCCUGGAGUAAGACGGCUGACAAAAUCGAGGGCUUCUUGGAUAUCAUGGAAAUAAAGGAAAUCCGCCCAGGGAAGAACUCCAAGGAUUUUGAGCGUGCAAAGGCAGUCCGCCAGAAGGAAGACUGCUGUUUUACCAUCUUGUAUGGCAACCAGUUCAUCCUCAGCACACUCAGUUUAGCAGCUGACUCUAAGGAAGAUGCAACUAAGUGGCUCUCCGGCUUGAAAAUCUUACACCAGGAAGUGAUGAGCGCGUCGACACCUACCAUUAUCGAGAGUUGGCUGAGAAAGCAGAUCUAUUCUGUGGAUCAAACCAGGAGAAACAGCAUCAGCCUCCGAGAGUUGAAGACUGUCUUGCCUAUGGUCAACUUCAAAAUGAGCAGUGCCAAGUUCCUCAAAGAUAAGUUUGUGGAAAUUGGCGCGCACAAAGAUGAACUCAGCUUUGAACAGUUCCAUCUCUUCUAUAAAAAACUUAUGUUUGACCAGCAAAAAUCGAUUCUUGAUGAAUUCAAGAAAGAUUCCUCUGUGUUCAUCUUGGGCAACACUGACCGGCCGGAUGCCUCUGCCGUUCACCUGCACGACUUCCAGCGGUUUCUCUUACAUGAACAGCAGGAGCUUUGGGCUCAGGAUCUGAACAAAGUCCGGGAGCGAAUGACAAAAUUUAUCGACGACACGAUGAGGGAGACUGCCGAGCCUUUUCUGUUUAUCGAUGAGUUCCUCAUGUAUCUGUUUUCACGGGAGAACAGCAUUUGGGAUGAAAAAUAUGAUGUGGUGGACAUGCAGGACAUGAACAACCCCUUGUCUCAUUACUGGAUCUCCUCAUCACAUAACACGUACCUCACAGGUGACCAGCUGCGGAGUGAGUCAUCCCCAGAAGCAUACAUCCGCUGUCUGCGCAUGGGCUGUCGCUGCAUUGAACUGGACUGCUGGGAUGGGCCGGAUGGGAAGCCCAUCAUCUACCACGGCUGGACACGGACCACAAAGAUCAAGUUUGAUGACGUCGUGCAAGCCAUCAAAGACCAUGCCUUUGUGACCUCGAGCUUCCCGGUGAUCCUGUCCAUUGAGGAGCACUGUAGCGUGGAACAGCAGCGCUACAUGGCCAGAGUGUUCAAAGAGGUGUUCGGCGACUUGCUGCUGAUGAGGCCCACGGAGGCCAGUGCUGACCAGCUGCCCUCACCCAGCCAGCUGCGGGAGAAGAUCAUCAUCAAGCAUAAGAAGCUGGGCCCCCGAGGUGACAUAGAUGUCAAUAUGGAGGACAAGAAGGAUGAGCACAAGCAGCAGGGUGAACUGUACAUGUGGGAUGCCAUCGACCAGAAAUGGACUCGGCACUACUGCGCCAUUGCGGAUGCCAAGCUGUCCUUCAGCGAUGACAUUGAACAGACUAUGGAAGACGAACUGCCCCAGGAUACCCCUCCCACAGAGCUGCAUUUUGGAGAGAAGUGGUUCCAUAAGAAGGUGGAGAAGAGGAUAAGUGCUGAGAAGCUGCUGCAGGAAUACUGCAACGAAACGGGGGGCAAGGAUGGGACCUUCUUGGUGCGGGAGAGCGAGAGGUUCCCCAAUGACUACACCCUGUCCUUCUGGCGGUCCAACCGGGUUCAGCACUGCCGGAUCCGCUCCACCAUGGAGGGCGGGAUCAUGAAGUACUACCUGACUGACAACCUCAUGUUCACCAGCAUCUAUGCCCUCAUCCAGCACUACCGUGAGACACACCUGCGCUGUGCCGACUUCGAGCUCCGGCUCACUGACCCUGUGCCCAACCCCAACCCCCAUGAAUCAAAGCCGUGGUACUACGAUGGGCUGAGCCGUGGAGAAGCGGAGGACAUGCUGAUGAGGGUUCCCCGGGAUGGGGCCUUUCUCAUCCGGAAACGGGAAGGUAGCGACUCCUACGCCAUCACCUUCAGGGCCAGGGGCAAGGUGAAGCACUGUCGCAUCAACCGGGAUGGCCGGCACUUUGUGCUGGGGACCUCCGCCUACUUCGAGAGUCUGGUGGAGCUCGUCAGUUACUACGAGAAGCACGCGCUCUACCGAAAGAUGAGACUGCGCUACCCCGUGACCCCUGAGCUCCUGGAACGCUACAAUAUGGAAAGAGAUAUAAACUCCCUGUAUGACGUCAGCAGAAUGUAUGUGGAUCCCAGUGAAAUCAGCCCUUCUAUGCCUCAGAGAACCGUGAAAGCUCUGUAUGACUACAAAGCCAAGCAGAGUGAUGAGCUGAGCUUCUGCCGUGGUGCCCUCAUUCACAACGUCUCCAAGGAGCCCGGGGGCUGGUGGAAAGGAGACUAUGGAACCAGAAUCCAACAGUACUUCCCGUCGAAUUACGUCGAGGACAUUUCCACAGUUGACGUGGAGGAGCUGGAGAAACAGAUUAUUGAAGACAGUCCUUUAGGGAGUCUUUGCAGAGGAAUACUGGAUCUCAACACCUAUAACGUUGUACUGAAACUAAAGAUGGUUGGCCCCAAACAGGAAAACAACAUGAAGUACUGGGAGAAGAACCAGUCCAUCGCCAUCGAACUCUCGGACCUGGUCGUCUACUGCAAACCAACCAGCAAGACCAAGGACAAUUUAGAAAACCCUGACUUCCGAGAAAUCCGCUCCUUUGUGGAGACGAAGGCUGACAGCGUCGUCAGACAGAAACCCAUCGAGCUCCUGAAGUACAAUCAAAAGGGCCUGACCCGCGUGUACCCGAAGGGACAGAGGGUGGACUCCUCCAACUACGAUCCCUUCCGCCUCUGGCUCUGCGGCUCCCAAAUGGUGGCGCUCAAUUUCCAGACUGCAGAUAAAUACAUGCAGAUGAACCAGGCCCUGUUUUCACUUAAUGGGCGGACGGGCUACGUCCUACAGCCUGAGAGCAUGAGGAAUGAGAAAUACGACCCCAUGCCGCCCGAGUCCCAGAGAAAGAUCCUGAUGACUCUGACGGUCAAGGUAAGCCCCCCUCUCCUCCUCCCAGGGAGUCAGGGCUGUGUGGCAUUGGGAGGGUGCAUGCCUGUACCUAGUGAUGAUACCUGUCGUCUUGUUUACACCAUCCUCCAGGGUCAUUUUAGAGGGGAAAGGGAGGGGGAGAGAGAUUUAAAGCUGAUGAAUAUAGAGAUGGUUUUUCCAGGAGUGGGGUGGGCAGGACAAAUGGGGCCUCUAAUAAGCUUUGAUCACCUUCCAGACGACAAUGGCCUAAGCCCAGUUUGGGCUCCAACACAGGAGAAGGUGACAUUUGAAAUUUAUGACCCAAACCUCGCAUUUCUGCGCUUUGUGGUGUAUGAGGAAGAUAUGUUCAGCGAUCCCAACUUUCUGGCUCAUGCUACUUACCCCAUUAAAGGCAUCAAAUCAGGAUUUAGAUCUGUUCCUCUGAAGAACGGGUACAGCGAAGACAUUGAGCUGGCUUCCCUCCUGGUUUUCUGUGAGAUGCGGCCAGUCCUGGUGAGUGGAGAAACGUGUUGGGGUUCCCUGAGAUUUAUCAGCUGGUGGGGGUGGAAGUGGCCCAUGAGUAUAGUUGACUGAUGGACUUACACCCAUCGAGAAUUAUCUAGCCAGACGUGCCACAUCAUUACAGAAGAAUUCCUUUCAGCUACAGAUUUCUCCAGAGGUCCUAGGGUGUUCCUCCCAGCAUCCAUCCUUCUUGGAGAAUGCGGUAUGAUUCUAUGGGUAGGCCAAGUACUUGCAAAGAAGUUCCUCCCAGUUGCAUUUUAGCAAAAGCUAGGCAAGACAAUGCUCUUUUAAAUAAGUUCAUCCUUCCUGGGUGCCUUUCUCUGCCUAUUGGUCUUUGAUAAUCUCUUAAAAGCCCUGAGAGCAUCCAACAAGGCUUUGUCAUGGCCUGUUCCUGGGAAAGAAAUUCAUGGAUCACAACUUUCCAUAAUGAGUGACACUCCUUUUGUGGUUGUCUCUGCUACUUGAGGAGCCUUCCUUCCUGGUUCUUUUGGUUUGCCAAGUCCUUGAAGAUAUUUAGUCCAUCCUUCAAUUAACCAGUUAGGGUAGACUUGGCAGAAAGGGCUUGGCCUCCUUGAACUAUGGAAGAGGAUAAGGUAAGGUUGCUGAGGACACAACGCCAAGCUGUGUGGUCUUGGGCUUGAUGGUGGGAGAAGACGUGGAUACUUAUUGUGAUUCUAGAGCUUCAGAAUCUCCUUGAUGGCCUCUCACAUUGGAUGAAACCCACUUGGCCUGUGUUUUUGCAAGGCCUUAUGUGGCCAGUAAAAUCUCCCAAGAUCUUCCCAUCCCCAUCCCACCAAACCCAGCAUGGGCUAGGGGGUUUUUAAUGGUCACUCCAGUUCUCUUGGAAUAAUCUAGAAAAACCAUGGUUCUGGACCCCAGCAGGCUGAUGUGGGCUUGGGCAGUGCUCCUGGAUGCACAUCUUGUUUUCUCAAUCUGGUGGUUCUCUGGAUAGAAAAGUCGCGGCCUGUAUUGUUCUUUGGGCUGUAAGAACUAAACAGUGAUUUGGAAGUUGCUUAUUAGGGAAUUUCCAGAAUAGAGCUGAGAGCUACCAAAUGGUGGAGGAGGAUAACAGGGGUGGGGAUGCCUUUUAACAGCCAUCGUCCAUGCAGUAAAAAUUCAUGAACUUGACUCAGAGGAGAGAUUAGGCUUUUCUGCAGAGCUAUUUCCCUUACAUUCGGUUUUUGCAACCUUGGUAGUUUUACACUCCAAAGCAUUUUAGAAGCAUUGAGAUGGAUGCAAAAGUAAGACAGAAAGCUGUAAAAACAGGAAGCAGAGACUUAAAAGGAAAAUAGUUGGGGGCCCUAGAACCUCAAUGACAGCCAAAUGCAUCACUUUUUGUUGGUGAAAAAUAAGUUCAUGAUGAUGAAAUUCUGUCUUAAAAGGAUAAGGGGAUGGAAAAUGGAAAGUUCUACAUAUUGAAACAAAUUUUUAAGUGUUGGUGCUUUAGACUGUCUAAAUGUAGUGUUUAUGUGAAAAUUAUAGUUUUCACUUGAACCUUAAAUUAUCAAUAAAAAAAAAUCACCUUUCGGGAUUCAUACAAUGAUAGAAAUGCUUGGUCAUGAAAGUUGACAUAAAUUCCUCCUUUUGCCAGGCAACUGAGUCAGCCAACAGGUCCUGCUGAAAAUGCCCAAGUCUUAAAUUUCUCCUCUUUUAGAAUGAAUUAUGUAUUUGUCAAUUUAUCAUUAAUAAGACUAUCUGAGGUCUUUAAGAAGCCCAUUAAAAGACUUAAGCCACAGUAUAUUAUUUUGUAUAAAUGGUUAAAAAAACCACACACACACACUCACCCACCCACCCAGAUUAUGUGGAAAGUAUCAUCUUAUAAUUUAGAGGAAGAGACAAGUAGAUAAAGCUAGCCUGUGUUCUGUUUGUUUCCUUCAUUUCCUAGGCCAAUGAAUUCUUUAUGUAAGUGUAAUAAUGAUAAUAAUACAAAUUCAUGUAUACAUGUAUACGUUUUUCUUUAAAGGUUUUUUUUUUUUGGUUUUUUUUUUUUUUAAACGUUGACACCCUUGACAUUUGGGACCAAAUCAUCCUUUGUGAUGGAGGCUGUCCAGUGCACUGCAGGGUGUUUGGCAGGGUCCCUGCCCUAGACCUACGAGAUGCCAGUAGCACCCUUCCCCCUUGUAUAACAGCCAAAACUAUCUCUAGAAAUUGUCAAAUGUCCCCUGGGUGGCAAAAUUGUCCUUGGUUGAGAACCACCGCUUUAAAGCAAAAUGUAAGCACUUUUCAUAUGAUUACCUAAUCUCCACUGGCAUUGACUGACUGACAGAUUUUUCCAUCGAGCUGAUCAACCAUAGAUUAAGCAUUCCUCUAAGCUGGGCAUUUCAAUGGAAUGUGCUUACAAAUAAAGCUCUCAUGAACAUCUUCAUGUUGUUAAUCUUUUCUUCCUUUAAUUCAGAAACAGUUCCUUAGGUUCAAUUCCCAGAUAUGGAAUUAGUAGGGUCAGUUCAUUUAGCAGGAUGGUAAAAUUGUAAAACCUUGGCCCUUCAGCAGAAGCCUGGAAACGGUCAUUUUGGAGACCCUUGGCAUAGUCAAGCUUCCCUCCCCAGCCCAUGAAGGAUCUGGGAUGCUGUUGCCUGGGGAGAGGAACCCAGCAUUUCUUUUCUGGGUACAUAAAGCCCACUUGCAGACAUUUCACAGAAAAAUGAAGUGAUAAAAGUGGUGUCAGAUGGUUGUGGGAAAGCAUUUGUCUAGCCACUGCUGUGCAAAGCUGUCGGAAACAUUAUACAUAAUUUAAAUAAUUAGGUAUCACUGGCAGCAGAGAAAAUGACGAUAUUUAAAAGAAAAUGUGUUUAUCCAGAUUUGACUUCCUGGAUGGGGGAAGCUUCAUGCACUGGGUGCUGCUGGGGAUGCCCCUGGAGUGUGGCAGAGAAGUGGGGGCGUAGCGUGGGGU
Hipposideros armiger (great roundleaf bat) is the source of this 6704-nucleotide messenger RNA. RefSeq names its product phospholipase C gamma 2 (gene PLCG2). Gene Ontology annotation, cellular component: ruffle membrane. NCBI's taxonomy places the organism in Eukaryota, Metazoa, Chordata, Mammalia, Chiroptera, Hipposideridae. The record is from RefSeq and is a predicted model, not a curated record. Gene Ontology annotation, biological process: release of sequestered calcium ion into cytosol; phospholipid catabolic process; phosphatidylinositol metabolic process. The coding region runs from base 245 to 3886 and encodes 1213 amino acids. Gene Ontology annotation, molecular function: protein binding; phosphatidylinositol-4,5-bisphosphate phospholipase C activity. The transcript has 28 exons.